AUGGAUGUAUUCAAUCAUUUGGGAAGUGGCUGCAUUAAAAGCCUGAUCAUUUUCUGGCACCUUUCACUUGUUCCAGGAUCCUCCAGCCAGUCACAGCUUAAAACUGCACCUCCACUAAGGAGGAGUUUUCCAUUUCUCGCGACGUGGAAUGCGCCGUCAGAGCUAUGCACGAGUAAAUUCGGAGUCACAUUCAACCUAACGUCAUUCCCAAUGGUAUCCACCACACGGAGAAGUCCGUUUCAACAGGACAUCAGGAUAUUCUUCAAUCAUAUGAUUGGACACUAUCCUCACUAUGAUGAGCAGACUGGUCAGGAAUUCAAUGGUGGGAUUCCACAGCAAGUUAACAUGGUUAAACACUUGCAGAAAGCUGAGCAGGAUAUUCAGAAGUUAAUCCCAUCCAACACAUCCAAGGGUCUAGCAGUUAUCGACUGGGAAAACUGGAGACCCCUUUGGAGUAGGAACUGGCACCGCAUGUCCAUCUACCAACGCCAUUCCAUUGAGUUGGUACAACAGAGGGAUCUAUCCCUAACAUGGGAAAAUGCAACUGCAAUCGCCAAGGCUGAAUUUGAGGAGGCUGCAAAAACUUUCCUGAUAAAGUCUCUGCAGCUUGGCAAGAAAUUAAGACCUAACCAGCUAUGGGGGUAUUACCUGUUCCCCAAUUGUUAUAACAACCUGCACAAGGACAAGCAUAAGACGUACACAGGGAAGUGCCCCCAACGGGCAAUAGCACGGAACAAUGAACUCGGCUGGCUUUGGCGAGAAAGCACAGCACUUUACCCUAGUAUCUAUCUACCUAAAGCAUUCCAGUCUUCCGACAAGGCAAAGCUGUUCGUACGGAAUCGAGUGCAGGAAGCUAUGAGGGUCGCUGCUCUUUUCAAAAAGGAACAUGCUCUCCCAGUUUAUGUUUACACCAGAGCAGUAUAUCGUAAUGCUAUUAAUGAAUCCCUUUCUAAGGCCGACCUUGUCAGUACAAUUGGCGAAAGUGCCGCACUUGGAGCAGCUGGGAUCGUGGUUUGGGAAAGCUCAAAUACAACCCUCAAUAACGUAAGAUUUGCUCACACCUGCAACAUGCUGCAGAGGCACGUUGAUGACGUCCUGAAUCAUUACAUCUUGAAUGUGACCCAGGCUGCAAAAUUGUGCAGCAAGAAGCUGUGCCAAAACAAGGGCAGGUGUCUGAGAAAGCACUGGGACUCUGAUGACUACCUUCACCUGAACCCCAACAACUUCAAGAUCCGCAGGAAAGUCAACGGACAUCUAGUGGCAAGAGGACAGGCAUCCAUGGAGGAUCUGCUCCACCUCUCGGAGAAGUUCACCUGUCAGUGUUACGCUGGGAAAGCCUGUAACUUUGUGUAACACUGACAGAAGAAUCUCGAUAAACCUCGGGUACAUUC
Messenger RNA from Pristis pectinata (smalltooth sawfish), 1391 nucleotides. RefSeq names its product hyaluronidase PH-20-like. The transcript is spliced from 3 exons. Gene Ontology annotation, molecular function: hyalurononglucosaminidase activity. Bases 1 to 1353 code for a protein of 450 amino acids. Lineage: Eukaryota; Metazoa; Chordata; Chondrichthyes; Rhinopristiformes; Pristidae. The record is from RefSeq and is a predicted model, not a curated record. Gene Ontology annotation, biological process: carbohydrate metabolic process; hyaluronan catabolic process. Gene Ontology annotation, cellular component: acrosomal vesicle.